Zymoseptoria tritici IPO323 is the source of this 345-nucleotide messenger RNA. RefSeq lists its product as uncharacterized. The transcript has a single exon. NCBI's taxonomy places the organism in Eukaryota, Fungi, Ascomycota, Dothideomycetes, Mycosphaerellales, Mycosphaerellaceae. The annotation marks the transcript as partial. The record is from RefSeq and is a predicted model, not a curated record. Gene Ontology annotation, molecular function: mRNA binding.
ACGGUUGUGCGCAAAGGCGGCGGUGAAAAGUGGGAAGACAAAUCUCUGCUCGAAUGGGACCCGACCCAAUUCCGUAUCAUGGUGGGCAAUCUCGCGGGCGAGGUGACGGACGAUUCCCUAGCCAAAGCAUUCGCAGCAUACGGUGUGGCCAAGGCGCGUGUGAUCCGGGACAAAUUAUCGACGAAAUCGAAGGGCUAUGGAUUCGUAUCAUUCACAGAUGCGGAGAUGGGAUUCAAGGCGGCGAGGGAGAUGAGCAACAAGUACAUUGGCAGUCACCCGAUCACGAUCAAGAGGAGUAGGACGGAUGUCAAGCCGGUGGUGAAGAAGGAUCCGAGAAACAACAGG